AUGACAUCUUCCUCUUUCUCCUCGUGCGCGUCGUGCUUCCUCCAAAAUCAUCAGGGAGUGGGUGGUGGUCGUUGUUCUCGACGCACAAGUCGUCAAAGUCGUCCUUCUUCUUCUUCUUCUCGUCGUCAAAGAAGAGUUUUGUUUCUCCGCGUUUGUGCUGCGCAACGGACAUCGGGAAACGAUGAUGAUUUAGAUGAAGAUGAAGAUGCGACGAAGACGAAGCAACAACACCAACGAAACGAAAAGAAACCGAAGAAAAACAUCGCCGUGUUCAUCUCCGGCGGAGGGUCGAACAUGCGAGCAGUUCACGCCGCGUGCGAAACCGGGGAAAUUCACGGACAAAUAUCCCUCGUCGUGACCUCUUCGUAUAAUGCAGGCGGCGUCGAGUGGGCGAUGGACAGAGACGUGCCGGUGUUGCUCUACCCGGGCGGGAAGGAUUUAGAGGAGUCGGAACGAAUAUCCCCGUCCGAAUUGAACGAGUUUCUCAAAAACGAAUAUAAAAUCGACGUGGUCUUAUUAGCCGGGUAUUUAAGACUGAUCCCGCCGGAACUGUGCCGAACGUUCGAGAAUAAGAUGUUAAACAUCCACCCGGCGCUCUUACCGGCGUUUGGCGGUCGCGGCAUGCACGGCGCGAAAGUCCACGAAGCCGUGGUCAAUUCUGGAGCACGCUUUACCGGUCCAACCGUUCAUUUCGUCAACGAAAACUUCGACGAAGGUAAAAUCGUCGCCCAGAGAAUCAUAGGGAUCGAUCCGAGUUGGACCGCGGAGGAGGUCGCUCGCCGCGUGUUAAAGGAAGAACACGAGGUGUUCCCCGAAGUCGUCGCCGCGCUCUGCGACGAUAGAAUAGAGUUUCGAGAAACGGACGGGGUUGGUGUUAUCAUCGAUAAGAUGGAUUCGAACAAACGGUAUUGA
Molecule: messenger RNA, 912 nt
Organism: Bathycoccus prasinos
Lineage: Eukaryota; Viridiplantae; Chlorophyta; Mamiellophyceae; Mamiellales; Bathycoccaceae
Product: phosphoribosylglycinamide formyltransferase
Exons: 1
Coding region: 1-912 (303 amino acids)
Biological process (GO): 'de novo' IMP biosynthetic process
Cellular component (GO): chloroplast; cytoplasm
Molecular function (GO): phosphoribosylglycinamide formyltransferase activity
Source: RefSeq, a predicted model, not a curated record